UGGAGGAUGACAUAAUCCUCACGUGAUCAGGAGCUGACGCGAAGUCCUUAUAUUCCCCGUGCUUCUUUCUCCUCCGGGUACCAGCUCCUUACUGCCCUGCAGGCGUUCGUGCUUGUGGUCAAGAGAAAGAGGACGUAAAUUCUUUAAAUCCCAGAAGGGAACUCCCUCCUCCUCGUCCCCACCCCCUUCCUUUCGGUCUGCAGGUCUGCAGGUCCGUAGGUCUGUGUUCACAGACGUCUGGAGGGAAGAAAAAAAGGAGGAAGCUAUCCUGCAUUGUCUCAGCAGGAAACGACCCAUCAUGCAAAAAUCCUGCAAAGAAAACGAAGGAAAGUCCAAGUGCAGCGUGCCAAAGAGAGAGGAAGAACGCCCCUAUGGAGAAUUUGAACGCCAGCAAACAGAAGGGAAUUUUAGGCAAAGGCUGCUUCAGUCUCUCGAGGAAUUUAAAGAGGACAUAGACUAUAGGCAUUUUAGGGAUGAAGAAAUGACAAGAGAGGGAGAUGAGAUGGAAAGGUGUUUGGAAGAGAUAAGGGGUCUGAGAAGGAAAUUUAGGGCUCUGCAUUCUAACUAUAGGCAUUCUCGUGGGGGUCCUUAUCCCAUUUAAUGCAUUUCUUCGCCCAGUUCAACUGUUUUCUUUGUUAAUAUUGCCAUCAUUGGUCCUUUUUGUCUGCCUUUUCUUGCUAAAUAUUUGCUACUAUUUUAUUUCAAUCCUUCAGUGUUCUUUUGAUUUAUACAUGACUCUUGUUACCAACACUUCAUCUUUUGACCCAAUCUCACUCAUUUAAUAGGGUUGUUUCAUUCGUUUGCAUGGGAAGAUGCUCAUUGUACAUUGUAAAGUGAAAAGAAUAUGCUGCAAAAUGAUAUAUAUAGAUCUAGCUAUAUAUAUCUUAUGUGUACAUUUAUAUAGGUCAUAAAUGCAAAAAAGUCUGAAUUAUUAUACACCAAAGGGUUAACUGUGAAUCUCUGUGUGACCUGUAUUUUUUUUCCUUUUUUGCCUAUUUGCAUCUCCUCAUUUUCCAAAAAAAAUGAACUAUAUAUAUGUGUGUGUAUGUGUGUGUAUUACUUGUGCCAUGAAAAAAACCUAAAAUAAACACAAUAAAAAAACUUGUUAAUCACCUUUGAAGGGCAAUGAAACAGUUAAUAAACUCUUAAUAACAGGACUAUAAAAAAGAUAUGUAAACUUCAAAUUACCUCUUGAUCACCUAGCCAGGGGAAUAAAACUGGCAAUUAUUACCGA
Molecule: messenger RNA, 1234 nt
Organism: Sus scrofa (pig)
Lineage: Eukaryota; Metazoa; Chordata; Mammalia; Artiodactyla; Suidae
Gene: TCEAL7
Product: transcription elongation factor A like 7
Source: RefSeq, a predicted model, not a curated record